Molecule: messenger RNA, 516 nt
Organism: Sorex araneus (European shrew)
Lineage: Eukaryota; Metazoa; Chordata; Mammalia; Eulipotyphla; Soricidae
Gene: CLEC4D
Product: C-type lectin domain family 4 member D
Exons: 6
Coding region: 1-516 (171 amino acids)
Biological process (GO): antifungal innate immune response
Cellular component (GO): external side of plasma membrane
Molecular function (GO): carbohydrate binding
Source: RefSeq, a predicted model, not a curated record
AUGGGGCAAGAAGAACCUUCAAAGAGACGAUUUGGAUAUUCCCAGCUUAUGCCUUGGACUAUUGCUUUCGUUUUUAUCUUACUUCUUGGCUCCUGGUUUAUUGCAAGCUCUUUGAGGAGUGCCUGGGAUUGCUGUCCCGUGGGCUGGCAGUCCUUCCAGUCCCACUGCUACUUGCCUUUCAAUCACAAGAACACGUGGAAUGAAAGUGAGAGGCUCUGCAGGGGGCUGGGGGCUCACCUGGCCUCCAUCAGCAAUGAAGCUGAGCAGAACUUUAUUAUUCAGUUUUUGGAUAGACGAUUUUCGUAUUUCCUCGGACUGACAGAUGAUAGCCCUGAAGAUCCUUGGUACUGGGUAGACGACACACCACCUAACCCACGCACGAAAUUCUGGAAUGAGGGCAAACCCAGUAACAAUCAGAGAGAAAACUGUGUUGCACUUGUCAAUGACCAAGACAAGUGGAUCAAGAAGGAUAUUUCUUUCAAGUCUUCAAAACUCAAGUGUGAGGAGCUGGAGUGA